UUGUGUGCUCUGCUCAAAGUUUUACUUCUUGUAUGAACUUUUGUUGUCAAUGAUGGUUUCGUUUUAGCAUUGUCACAAAGCAACGAUAUUCUAGGGUUAUACAUACAGUGUGUUUUGGAAACCAGACCAGAAAGAGAGCAGGACUCGAUGGUCCCUGUGGGUCCCUUCCCACUCGGGUCAUUCUGCCCUCUCGGCGCGCGGCGGCGGCGCCAACUGUUUAAACGGGAUCCCGGAAGGGCCCCGCCCCCCCGGCGGACUCAGCCAAUCGGAGGCUCUGCCCGUGCCACCUCAGCCAAUCCGCGGCGCUGCCGGGCCGGGGCGGCGCCGUUGGGCGUGGGACGUUGGGCGCGGGACGCCGGGCGCGCGCGGGCCGGUCCUGGAGGCGGGAGGUGGCCGAGACGUCCCCGGUGGUAGAGGUUCGUCCCCACCCGCCGACCGCCCUCUCCCUGCUUAACGCGGCCCUCCUCCCGCCCCGCAGAACAGGCGGGACGUGCGAUGCGGAGCGCCGCGGCGGGGCCGGCGGCUGACCCCCGUAAGGGCUGCGCGGGAGAAUGCAGCAGGCGGGCGGGGGCAUGGGGAGCAGCGACAAGGAAAAUCACUCUUCUGAGCCAUACAGGAACGUGUUGAAAACUCCUUUGAAACAAACAGCUACCUCACAUUCGGUGUUGAGAGAGAUACAGCCCGACUGUCAGCAUCUAACCACACCCCCAAAGCCUAAAAAAAUCCCUCCGGCAGAUCCAUGGACUCCUACUUGGAACCUGAAAAUGCUGGUUAGCGCUGCUAGCCCUGAGAUUAGGAGCAGAGAACAGAGAAGGGAACUGUCAAACAACACAAAUGAGGUCCCACAGGCAAAACACUGUUUGCAGGAGCACUUGUCGGGAGAUGAAUGUGAAAAAUCUCAACCAAGUCGUAAAGAGAAAAGUCUAGGAUUACUAUGUCAGAAAUUUUUAGCUCGAUAUCCUGAUUACCCCAGCACUGAGAAUAAUUUUAUUUGCCUUGAUGAAGUAGCUGAAGAGCUCAAUGUUGAACGCAGACGCAUAUAUGAUAUUGUGAAUGUGCUAGAGAGCCUACACAUGGUGAGCCGCCUUGCCAAAAACAGAUAUGUUUGGUACGGGCGACAUAACCUCUUCAAAACCCUGCAAGCUUUGAAAAAAGCUGGAGAAGAGAACAAAUAUACCCGACAAAUCCAGAUGAUCAAGAAAAGAGAGUAUGAGAAUGAAUUUGAUUUUGAUGGUGAAAGAAACAAAGAAACGGCAAGAUAUUUCAACUCCAGUGAGCCUUCAGAAAUGUCUUUUGUUGAGCUCCCAGGAACAGAAUUUCAUCCUGCGUCAGUAAAUGGCAGGAAAGUCACAUCUUUACGAGUGAUGAGUCAGAAGUUUGUGAUGCUGUUUCUUGUAUCGACUCCUCAAGUAGUAAGCCUUGAAGUUGCUGCAAAAAUCUUGAUUGGAGAAGACCGGUUAGAAGACUUAGAUAAAAGCAAGUUUAAAACCAAAAUUAGGAGACUUUAUGACAUAACAAAUGUUCUCAGUAGCCUUGAGCUCAUCAAGAAAGUUCAUGUUACAAAGAGAGGUAGAAAACCAGCAUUCAAGUGGACAGGACCUGAGGUCUUGCCAGAUACUCGAGGUACUGAUCACCAUUUAUCAGCUUUCCCCAGUAAAACAGCUCACGUUCCAGCAAUCGCUACACAUCAGCUGGAAGGACAAUCAAAGAAAGCAAGAGUGUUAAAAAUGAAAUUGUCACAAUCUGCUUUGGAAUGUACUUUGUCCUCACCUGAGGUAGUCCCCAAGCCUGAAGCUCCUCUCAGCACAGGACCCACCGAACAGGUGGCUAUCACGCAGCCGCUUGGUGCUUGUAGUCCAAGCCACAGUGCAGUCUCACCAGUAAUCCUACCUCACACUCCUUCUGGUGUUCCAUACGCAAUGUAUCUGCAUCCUUCCCAAACCCACACUGUGACAACAUACAGCCCAGGUUUCAUGUUGCAGCCUCUAUCGUGUGCUAACGUAACUGGAAUUAAGAGUAUUAAUUCAAAAAUAUUAAAUGAAGUAACCACGGAAGAAGGGGACAGUCAGACAGCUACAGAUGAUCCAACAAAAUCCUUGACAACUCAAGAAAGACUGCCUACGAAAUCAGAAACUUCACCACAGAGGGGCCUUAAAAGAUCACAUGCAUUACAAGAGAAUAACUUGGUUAAAAGGUUUAGAAGCGACGAGAAAAGCCUUGAUACUUCUCUGGGAGAAUGCAGUAAAAAUGAAACGCCACCUUCCAACAGCUCACAGAUGAAUCAUGGAAUGGACAAUUUCCAGGAGGAGGGACAGAACACAACUGAAACAUUAUAUCAAAACAAGACCUUUUUUCCAUCUGGCUGUCUUAUUCCUCUUACUCACUACAUCCACAGCAAUAAGGAAGGCUUUUCUAAUAAAGAGAAAGAUGGGAUAUGUUCAUCACAGCGCACUACCCACAGCUCACCCGUUACUGGUAUCAUUCCAGGGACAACAUCUGAACUGAAAGCAGUUAACAUUCCUGCUUUUCAUAUAACUCCUUUGAAUAUAAUGCUGUCACCAACUUCUAUAGGUGCUGCACCUGUAGUGAGCAACUCCUGUCUCAAUUCAAGCAACACCUCUUCUGUCCAAAAUCCCAGUCCUUCAUUUCUGAACUUCGCACUGCAACAUAUAGGACUACUAGCUGCUGGUGUGCAAGUUCCUUCAAAUCCCGUUCUUCAGCACAUGCCAGUUCCUUCACAACCAGAAAGUGUUAGCCAUAGCUCAGAAAAUAUGCACUUGCAAGAGAAGCCUUGUGUUCCAAGGGAACCCCAAGAGCCCCAGGCAGCUACAGAAAAUUUUUUCCGCACACCAGGAAGGCCAAAUACAGCAUCUUCACUAUCUGCAAAUUCAAAUGGUACUGACAGAAUGUCUCAAAGAACUCUGUAUAUUCCUCAACAAAAACUUGAAGUGUCAAAAGACUAAUUUUGGGAGAUCGAAUUGCUGAAUGUAUUAGCAGGUGCAGUUACUGGUAACACACUGCACGCAUCCUGGAUUUGAUGAUGGACAGUGUGUGGCUUGGACAUGUAUUGGCAAGAGCUCAAUACUGGAAUAAAUGCUUUAGAAUUAAAACUUGCUCUUAAUGAGAAAGUUAACAUCUAAUAAUUUUUACAAAAGGCUUACCUGACCUGUUAUAGGAACAAAUUUAUGUAUCUUGUGUUUUUUGUGUUUCUUUUCUGCUAUGCAAAGUAAGCUGAAAUUGUCUUUGUAUAGAAAGGUACAGUCUAUCACUAGUACAUAUUUUGCACAAAGAAAAGGACUGUAAGCGUGUACAUAUUUUAUGUCUUAAGAAAAAGGCCAUAGUUAAAGUAUCCAGCUCCUAUGUUCAAUAAUAGUUUUUUGUAAAGUUAGGUAAAAAAAACAAAUGCACAAAAAUUGAUUAAAAAUUGUUUUAAGUUAAGAA
Cuculus canorus (common cuckoo) is the source of this 3441-nucleotide messenger RNA. RefSeq names its product E2F transcription factor 8 (gene E2F8). Gene Ontology annotation, biological process: regulation of transcription by RNA polymerase II. Lineage: Eukaryota; Metazoa; Chordata; Aves; Cuculiformes; Cuculidae. Gene Ontology annotation, cellular component: RNA polymerase II transcription regulator complex. Gene Ontology annotation, molecular function: DNA-binding transcription factor activity, RNA polymerase II-specific; RNA polymerase II cis-regulatory region sequence-specific DNA binding. The transcript is spliced from 12 exons. The record is from RefSeq and is a predicted model, not a curated record. The coding region runs from base 552 to 2963 and encodes 803 amino acids.